AUGUUGCCUCCCUUCGAUUACCUUACCUACCGUCGCAUACGCAACCAAAAACGAGCCGAACGAGAACUCCGGUUUACGGGUCUUCCACACCACUAUCAUCUCCGCAUUGCUGACCAGGACCGAAAGAUUAUCAAUCGGCCCAUCGAGGAACUUGUUCACGAGGUCCAAGUCUCAGCUGUAUCUCCACUUGAUGUCCUUCGCACCUAUGGAAAGGUAGCCAAAAGGGCCCAGGAGCGGACUAACUGUAUUACCGAGCUGAUGCUGCCCGAGGCCGAGGCUUGGCUGGAGUCGGAGAUCAACCUGAAGGGUCCAUUGGCUGGUAUUCCGGUUUCUUUAAAGGAUUCUAUUCACGUCAAGGGAUUCGAUGCAAGUGUGGGGUACGCAGCUCUGGCUGGAAAGCCUAUUUUGGAAGAUGGGCCUAUGGUGCAGCUCUUGAAAGAUGCCGGGGCUGUUCCGUACGCUAAAACUGCUCUCCCAAUCACUCUACUCUCUUUUGAGUCAGACAACGGCCUCUGGGGUCAAUGCCGCAAUCCACAUGUCCCAGCAUACUCGCCGGGUGGCUCAACCGGUGGAGAGGCAGCGUUGCUGGCGCAGGGUGGCCGUAUUGGUAUUGGAUCCGAUGUGGCUGGCUCGGUGCGGGUUCCCGCCGCCUGGAGUGGUAUUUAUUCUCUCCGCUGCAGUACUGGCCGCUGGCCCAAGGGCGGCGUGAAUACCAGCAUGCCCGGUCAGGAGGGUAUUCCCAGUGUAUUUAGUCCUAUGGCCCGCACCUUGGAUGAUUUGACAUACUUCACUCGUGCCAUAAUUCUCAUGGAGCCUUGGAAAUACGACCACACUGUGCACCCCAUUGCCUGGCGCAGUGAGAUCGAGUCCGAGGCUCAAAACAAGCCUCUUCGCGUCGGAGUGAUGACCUCGGAUGGCGUCGUUCCCCCAACCCCAGCUAUUGAGCGUGCCAUCGCAACAACAGUAGCCGCCCUCACCGAAGCAGGCCACACAGUCUCAGAAAUCACCACCCCACCCAAUGCAGACCCCUUAACCGGCCUGCACCUUGCCUCGCAACUCCUCAACUCAGAUGGCUGCCACCACUUCAACGCCAACCUCAAGAGCUUUGAACCCUCCGACCCAGGCGCCAUCCAACUCUCCCGCAUCGCUCACCUCCCCGCUCCGCUCCGCUACCUUUACUACCUCUACGUGCGCUAUGUCCGCCGCGACGUGGUCUCCGCCACUCUCAUCCGCGACUUCGGUCCCAAGUCAUCCGCUCAGCUGUGGACCCUAACCGCCCAGCGCGAAGCUUUUCGCGCCGUCUGGCACAAGUGGUGGGAUGCCGAGCCCCAGCAAUUCGAUUUCAUCUUGUGUCCUGUCAACGCUACCCCGGCUCUCCCGCAUAAGGCCAUGCACGACGCCGUCUCCUCGUGUGGCUACACUUUUCUCUGGAACCUGCUCGACUACUCCGCCGGUGUUAUCCCCGUUGGACAUGUAGACCCUAUCCGCGACGCCCUCGCCGCACCGUACAAAACCGCCCUUAAGCGUCUGGGCUGUAACCACGGCAUUGCUCGCGGUGCGUGGAAACACUAUGACUCGGCCAAGAUGGCUGGUCUCCCCACUGCCGUGCAGGUCGUCGGUCGCCGCUGGCAGGAAGAGCAUGUUCUCAGGUACAUGGCUGCUGUGGAGAAGGCACUUGACCAAUACACCGAUCCACAGACCGGUGAGAGCUGUCGGUAUACCCUCUUGGAAAUUGAUUAA
This is a messenger RNA of Penicillium digitatum Pd1, 1740 nucleotides long. RefSeq names its product putative acetamidase. Lineage: Eukaryota; Fungi; Ascomycota; Eurotiomycetes; Eurotiales; Aspergillaceae. The record is from RefSeq and is a predicted model, not a curated record.